This is a messenger RNA of Orbicella faveolata, 1887 nucleotides long. RefSeq lists its product as uncharacterized. Gene Ontology annotation, biological process: positive regulation of kinase activity; cell surface receptor protein tyrosine kinase signaling pathway; multicellular organism development. Gene Ontology annotation, cellular component: signaling receptor complex; plasma membrane. The record is from RefSeq and is a predicted model, not a curated record. Gene Ontology annotation, molecular function: transmembrane receptor protein tyrosine kinase activity; ATP binding; protein binding. NCBI's taxonomy places the organism in Eukaryota, Metazoa, Cnidaria, Anthozoa, Scleractinia, Merulinidae.
UGAUUAAAAUGGCGACGUCGACAAUUGAGACUGUUAUUUAGCGGCGACAAACGAUUUUUUUUUUCGUUAAUUGAGUGACUGCGACACCACCGUUUAGAGAGUUGAAAGUUUUCUGUGGGCUGAUGAUCGCGGUAAACAUUCUUUCGUCAAGUCACGUCUUAUAUUUUAUCCUGUUUCCGAUACUUCCGCGUGCAGUCUCUGGACUACAGUUCACCUCGCCCUUUAAUGGAAAAAAAGUGACUGGAGUUCUUGGAUCAUCUGUUAACUUCACUUGGGCCUUUCAUGGAGGAAACGUAGGCAAAUUUGUCUGGGGAACAAAGAACAAUGGUGCUGUUACCGUUAAAGAUGUUCUGGUUUCCAUAGACAAGCUCCAAACAAUUACUACUAUACAGAAUCUACCAUACAGUGGACGUGUGAGUGGAAACUGGAAUGGAAGCAGCCCUGGACAGGCCACUUUCACACUGAGCUCAAUCCAGAGAGCAGAUGAAAGGUUCUAUAGUUGCAAACUUUCACCUGGAAGUCUUGGUGAAUCACCUGUUUAUGAUACUGUUCACUUGCUUGUUGUGGGUAAUCCACUACACUCCGGCUCCCAUUCGCAUCUGUAACCAAACAUUUUUGAGGCUCGUUGCGUCGACGGGACGGAUUAGUACUAUCAACUUGGGCCUUGCGGAACGGACUUGACUGGGAGAAAAGCUUGGGGCAGUUUGUACAACUUAACAGGGCGAUCUGAAAUUCAGGAGAACCAUAUGACUUACAACAAAAUACAUAACUAAAUUGAGUUAUCUAGAAGACAAAUUUCCUAACGUUUAAAUCUUUAAGAUCAGUUAAAGGAUAUUGCUAAACACGUAGGCAACAAUGAAAUUAGUUGCCCAUGCGAUAAAUUUUACAGCAAUGAUGCCCUUUGGGAUCACCUGCCUUAUCUUGGUUGGGCAGUCUGUAUGUGGUGGUGGUGGUGAGGAUAAUGAUAAAGAAGAACAAGUUGCCCUUACUCAACGAAACACAGCUAUACGCUGGGCUUGCACUUGAAGAGGAAUUAUUUUUUUCGUUAACAAGUACCAAUUUAGCACUUAUAAUCACACCGACUCAGUAAGUACAAUGCGAAUUGUCUUUCAUUUUGAAAUCAACAUAAUUUUGCUGUUCAAACAACAUGUCCGCAUAAAGGGUGAGUCGUGGUCGUGACACCUCCCACCACCGUAGGUUGAACUGAUAUCACGAAGUCUUGGAUUCAAAUUCCAUUGAAGUAUGAUAUUUGUAGUCUCUCUUGGUAAUAUCUUAUUUACAUGGUACGUGUUACAGCUAUUGUAAUGAAGUGAACACCUGACUGAAGUGAACACCCGACUCCCAUUUAGUUGUAGAAGUUCAGAAUUACAUGUCUCUCGUGUUGUGGUGUACUUAAUUACAUGAUGUAUGACACUCUCCCAGGCCGACAAGAAUAUAUAUCAUACAACAUGGUUCUAUGUAAAAAGAGAGAAAUGACUGCAGUAAAGCACAAAGGUAUAAGGAUAGUAUUACAUAGUCCCACGGCAAAUCUAAUAUUGUUCACUUAAUGUUAAUGGUCAUUCUGAUCGUUCCUUGAUUCUCUGCAUUGUUUUCUGAGCAGCAAGUCGUACAGGACGAUGUUGCUUACCAUUUACAGUUUCUCUGUCUGUGUUCCUAUUUCUGCGCAUGUUGCUUCGUUUGACAACUCCAAUGGAUAUACUUUAUAGUGUCUCUAAAGGUAUUGGAAGCUCUUUUCCACAACGUACUCUUAAAAAUACAUAUCUCACUAAUCCGUCUUCCCUGUGUCGAAAUUACUAACGACACCUACUUGCAGCUGGUUGCGUGGUGUAUUAUCAUUUAUGAGAACAACGUCUCCUACAGCAAUGCCUCCUGUUUUCUUGUUUGAUG